This is a messenger RNA of Meloidogyne enterolobii, 7278 nucleotides long. The record is from the annotation of a GenBank genome assembly. Lineage: Eukaryota; Metazoa; Nematoda; Chromadorea; Rhabditida; Meloidogynidae.
UUUUUCUUCUUUUUAUUUUUGUCUAUUAUGGCUUCAAUUAUAUUAAAAAUUAUUAUUUGCUUUGGUUUUAUAUUAUUAAAUAAAAUAUUAAUUUUAAAUUCAAUUCCUGUUGGUGGAAAACCUCCAGAAGAUUUUGAUUGUCCUUCCCCUAUUGGCAAUAUUUAUGGAAAUUCUCUUUUUGGAAAUGAUGCAAUUGAGUGGGAACAAAAAAGGCAAUUUUGGUUAACAAUGGAUGUUUAUUCAAAAUCUUUAAAUGAUUGUGUACAUCAAUGUUAUGGAUAUAGAUUUUGUUAUUCAAUUCUUUUUUUAUCAAAUAAUUCAAUUAAAAAAACUUGCCGACUUUUCCUUCAUUCAAGUGAUGAUUGUAAUGGAAAAAUAUUGUUAUCUACAGAUAAAAUUGACAAAUUAAGUUUGGAAGAAAAUAAAAAUAUUGUUGUUGUUGAGUGUUUAAAAUGUAGAAAAAUUGUUGAAAAUGAAGAGAAGGAACCUUUAAUUAGUGGACCUGAAGAUGUUCCUAAAGGAUUUAAAAGAUUAAUAUCUUCAGUUAAUCAACAAAAACAAAACGAUGAUCCUUUGAGAAGUUCAGUAGAGAAUGGUGGAGGAGCAAAUAAGGCUAUAAUACCCCCAAAUAAUAAAGCAAAAGAAAAUGGGGGAGAAAAGAUAGAUGAAGAAGCUAAUCUUCGAAAACAAAGACAAAUUUGGAGAGCUUGUCUAGUUACUUUUGAGGUAUCCCCAGAAAGUGAAAGGGAUAAAGCUUUGGCUAAUUUUAAAUUAUCUAAAACUGCUUCAGUUUCUAGUUUAAAUGAAUGUGCCUUUAUUUGUUAUCAAAAUGCUUGCUCAAACGUUCUUUUUGAAUUGGGCCCUGGAGGAGAAGAAUCUACUGAGGGUAGUGGAGUUAGGCUUUCAAAAUGUCAUUUGGAUAUAGAAUCGAAUACAGAAAAAUGUAGUGGAAAUUUACAGAGACAUUAUUCUUAUCCAAAUAUUAAUAUGACAUUAAUGAGUUGUGUACGUUGUGUAGCAAAGAAGCCAACAACAGUAUCACCAUUUGCUGAAAUUUUUGCAAGAAGUACAGCUUCAACUCCAACACAAAAUGAAACUACUCAUGAAGCAACAUAUGAAACACCAACAAAUAUUCCAAUAAUUGCAGCAAAUCCAUUAAAAGAAAAUAAUUCUGAAAAUAAAACAAAUGAAGAAAUACCUCCCUCAACAACAACAAAUACUCAAGAAUCGGAAAAUAAAACAGAAAGAAUACCAUCAGAAUCUACAACUAUUUUAUUAUCACAAGAAGUAAUAACACAAACACCUUUUUCUUCCCCAAACCAAAUACAGGCAGAAACAGAACAAUUUAAAAAUGCAACAGUAAUUGAAGCAACAGGAUUAGCAGCUAUUGACACAAAAAUUAAUAGAAUAACCCCAAAUAAAGAAGAGACUACUUUAACAACAAAAACAACAACAGAAAAAGAAGAGGAAGAAGAAGAGGGGCAAUCAACAACAACUCCAAUUGAAGAAGAAAUACCUCUUCUUCCAAUUAAAAUAGUUAGUGAACACGAAAUAAUAAAUGGAUCAACAAUUCGGCCAAAAUCUGUUGGUGUAGCUAUACCUAACAGACAAAAACAAAUUAAUUCUGAAAAAGAAAAGGUUUUAAAUAAAACAAAAGAGGAAGGGGAGGAAGAAGAAGAAGAAUUAACAACUUUAGAACCUUUAAUUUCUCCAGAACAACAUAUUUUGGCUGGCUCUGUUAUUUCACUUCAAAAUGAGACUGUUAAACCAAAAACUGAAAAUUCUGAAGUAAAAUCUAUUGAAGAAGGAGAGAAAGAAGCUUCUUCUACUCCAAGAGAAGGAAAUGUUGAAAGUUUAGUAGAUAAAAGAGUAGAACAAGAAGAAACAACAGCGAUAACAAUUAAUCCAAAAGAAUCUGAAGAAAAUAAAGAAUUUGUUGGAGGAGGAGGAGGUAUUUUUGAAGAGAAACCAAAAAAUAUUUCAGAAGAAACAUUAAAAACAGAAGCAACAUAUGAAACACCUUCAACUUUAUUACCUUCAACAACUCCAAUUAUUCCAAUAAUUGCAGCAAAUCCGUUGGAAGAAAAUAAUUCUGAAAAUAAAACAAAUGAAGAAAUACCUCCUCCCUCAACAACACCAAAUAUUCCUUUAGCAGCAACAACUGCUGAAAGUGAAAUUGGGGGAAUUGUUCCUAUAAUUAUAGAAAAUGAAAAGAAAAAUCAAACUGGAGAUUUGAAUGAAGAGGAAACAAAUAAAACAGAAAAUGAAGCAACAUCAACAACAACAAUAAAUCCUCAAAAUGAAGUAUCUCAAACAAAUACAAGUAGUCCAGGUUUUGGUCCUUUAACUAUUGGUGGAACAACAAUAAAAGAAGGAAAUGAAACAACUUUUGCUUCAGAAUCAACAACAUUAUCAACAUUAGGAAAUGCUACAGUUUCUGCUAAUGAAGGAAUAAUAAAUGAAUCGACAUAUCCAUCAGAAUUUGGAUCGACAAUAAAAGAAAAUGAGGGAAAUAAAACAAGUAAUGAAGAAAGUAAUAUUGAAGGUGAAGGAUCUGUUAUUAGUGAGGAAAUACAAGAAAAAGAGUCGAGUACUUCAAUUGGACCCGAAACUGAGCCAAAAGUAUUUGGAAUAGCACAGGAAGGGCAAAAUGAAAGUUCUGAAAUUCCCCUUGAGAAUUUAUCUAAUUUUACAACAAUUCCUACACCAAUUUCUACAGGAACAGAAGAGUUGGAAUCGACAAAAGAAUCGAGUCAUGAAACGGAAAUUGAAGGCCCUAUAAUUCUCGGCGGUUCUGAAUCAAAUUUAAGUGAAACAACAACUGAAUUAACUUCUGAAACUGAAAAAGCUAUUGAAACAAAUGUUACUAAUCUGACCGAAGCAACAACUAAUCCUACUAAAACUGAAGGGAUUGGUAUUGCAACAACACCUGAAACAUAUGAAGCAAAUGCCACAGAUUUGGGAGCAACUUCAACCAAAGAAACAGUAAUUGGAGUAAUACCAAUUGAGAAUGAAAAAGAAGUUUCGGAAAUUCCGAGUGGUGUUGAAGCAAAUACAACAGAAGCAGCACGUAAAGAAUUAGUUACGGAAACAUCAUCUGCUACAGAGGAAGGGGUUUUAGGUGCAGUGCAACCUUCAGAAAUGCCAAUCACUUCCGAAGUAAAUUCUACAACUCCUGAAAAUUAUGAAGCAAAUACUACUUUUAAAGGGGUUACUGAAAUAGUUUCUUCAACAUCAAAAGAGGAAGUAUUUGGAGUUAUACCUUUAGGAGGGGAACAAGAAACGUCUGAAAUUCCACCAGAAUCAACGUUGGCUAAUAAAGAAAUUGAGGCAACACAAGCUUCAGAAAUAAAUACAACGACAACUCCAAAGACUUACGAAUUAAAUGCUACAUCUACGGGAAUUUCUGAAGCAACUGUUCCAACAUCAAAGGAAGAAAUAUUCGGUGUAAUACCACCACAUGAAGAAGGAGAAUCCUCAGAACUACCAGCAAGUUCAGAGGUAAAUACUACAACUAUAGGAAUAUCAUCAAAUACUGAAGCUGGAAUUACAAAUGAAACUUUAUUAGAAACAACGCCAAUUUCUGAUCUAGAGAAAGAAAAGCUUGGAGCAAUAGCGGGAGCAAUUAGCGUUAUUGGUGCUUCAGAAGAAAAUACAACAGCACAAACUGCUAAUAAAACAGAAGAAUCUACUCAUUUUGAUGAGAAUAAGGCAAAUAUGACAAAGGGAAUUGAAAUAGAGGGAGUAAUAAGUUCAUUAAACGAGACAAAAGAAGAAACACCAAUUAGUUUAUCAACAACAAAUGGUUUUGAAACAACAUCACAAGGAGAAUUUAUUGCUGCAAUGCAUGAAACAGAAGCAGAAACUUUAGAGAAAGGUUUAGAAACAAAUGCAACAACUUCAAUUCCUGAAGUAACAUCGGCAAAGGAGUCAAUAGCAAUAGUAGGCUUAGGAAGUGAAGAAGUUGGAGCUUCUGGUGAAGUUGAAACAAAUGCUACAACACCGAGCACUUAUGAAGCAAAUGCUACAUCUACUUCAGCAGCUCUAGCAACACCAGAAACCGUGGAAACAGGCUCUGGAAUACAUGGAGUAGAUGAAGAAUCUUCGGAAAUUACUGCUACAACACAAAUUGUCUUCGAAACAACUACAGCAAUAACAUUAGAAUCAACGCCGUCAAAAGAAUUAUUAGCAGUAAUUGCCCCGGGAAAUGUUGAGAACGAAACUUUUGGUGCAACAAAUGCUACAACACCGAGUACUUAUGAACUAAAUACCACGGCUUCGGUUAUUUCUGAAACAAUUUCGACAAUACCAGAAAAUAAAACAAAAGAAGAAAUAUUUGGAGUAAUACCGUUUGAAGGUGGAAAUGAAGAAUCCUCUAAUACCAGUUUAAAUGCAACAACACCUGAAACUACUAAACCAGAAGGAAUUAUUAAUGAGGCAGCUGAAAUAAAUACUACAGCAACUCCUGAAACUUCAGCAACAAAAGAGGAAAUAUUUGGAGUUUUACCACCACAUGAAGAAGAAAAGGAAGCUUCAGAAUUACCAGCUGAAUUAAAUCCGGAAUUAAAUACUACAACUCCUAGUAGUUUUGAAGCAAAUAUUACGGCUACAGGUGUUUCUGAAAUAAGUUCAACAUCUAAAGAAGAAAUAUUUGGAGUAAUACCAUUUGGAAGUGUGGGAGAAGUUUCUGAAAUUCCGAGUGUAGAAAAUGUUACAACUAUAUCGACUAAUGAAACGAUAACAUCCAUCACUGAAGCUAACAAUGCUACAACUGAAAUACUUGGAACAACAACAUCUACUUCAGAAACAGAAAAUCUUGGAGUAGCAGCGGGAUCUUUAGGCAUCCUUGGUGCCUCUGAAGCAAAUAUUACUGCAUCUGAAGGAACACCGACUAAUGAAACAGGAGAAAUUAUCGGAGCAGCACAAGCCUCAGAAAUACCAACAAAUGCUUCUAAUUCUCAAUUAACAGGAUUUGAAAUUGAAGGAGUUAUUAGAAAAAUAAAUGCAACACAGAAGGAAGUGCCAGAAACACAUUUUGUUGCCGAAGAGAAUAACACAAGUGCACCUACAUUAUUCCAAACGACAGAAAGUGGAGAAGGAAUUUCACCUGAACAUGUGGCUAUUUUGGGGGCUGGAAUUGGUGCUGCUUCUGAAUUCAAUGAAACAACAGGUAGUACUAUAACAGCUGAAGUAUCAACAUUGGAAAGUGAGAAAGAAGUUUCUCAAGUUUUUGGCAGUCCUUUUGAGAUAAAUGCAACAACUCCUUUUGCAAAUUUAAUAUCAACACCUGAAACUGAAGCAAUUGGUAUAUUUGGAGUAAAACCUGAAGAGGAUAAAGAAGUUUCUGAAAUUCCAAGUGGAGUUGAAGCAAAUCAAACAUUAAAUAAUUCAACACUACCAUCAGAAACAUCAACACAAAUUGGGUUAGGGGAAGGAAUAUCUUCUGGAGCAAAUAUUUCAACAACACCUGAAACUGAACCAGAAAUAUUUGGAAUAGCACACGACGGAAAAGAAGAAAAUAUUCCUUCAGGUAUUGAAUCAAAUGCUAGCACAGUUGCAACAACAUCGAUAAAUGAAGCAACAGAAAAUGCAACAAUAGAAGCUUUGGAAGGGAAUAAUGCUACAUCCUCCACAAUAACUCCAACUGAAGGGCCAAUAAAUGUCGUUGUUUUAGGACCUUCUGAGCUAUUUGGCGGGGCUACAGAAAAUGCAACUAUUCAUCCUUCUGAAAAUGAAGAAACAACAAUUGGAGGAGAAAUUGGUGUUUCUGAAGGAAAUGUUACUUCUAAAUUAGAAACAUCAACAAAUGAAACAGAAUUAAUUGGAGCAGUAACUGAAGAAGGGAUUGAAGGAAAUAUUUCAACAACAUUAGAAAAUAAAGUAGAGGGAAUAUUUGGAAUAAUACCUGAAGGCGAGGAAGGGAAUAACACUACAGGAAAUGUUACUGAAGCAACAAUUUCUGAAACAAAUACAACAAUUGAGGGAAUAAACACAACAACAGAAGGGUCACCACCAAUUAAUGAAGCCGUUUUGGGUGUACCUUCUGAAUUAUCUGAGGGUGCUACAGAGAACAACACUACAAUUCAACCAGAAGAAUUAUUAACAACAAUUUCUGAAGGAAAUAUUUCUUCUGAAUUUUCGACGAUUUCUUCUAAUUCAGAAACAACAGAAGAAAUGCCAGAAUUAAUUAAUGCUGUUUCUCAAGUUGUUGAUGUAAAGAAAAUUGUAGUAACAGAAGAACCAACAGUUGCUGCAGUUACAAAACUUGUAGAUUUUGUUGGAAGUAAUGGAACUAUUGGGGAAAUAAGGCCACACAAUAUUCUCAAAGAUUUUGGAAAUCGAGAAUGUAAUGGAGAAUUAUUAUUUACUGGAGAAAUAUUAACAGAUUAUACCCAAUCAUUUGAAAUAAUAAUUGCUUCAGAAACAGUUUAUGAAUGUGUAAAAACUUGUUAUUUAUUAAAUUGUACAAAAGCUGCAUUUACACAUUUUCCUCGUUCAGCCUGUUUACUUCAUUUUAAUUUAAAUGAAUUACAAUUAGAACAAAAAUGUGAAAAUGAAACAGAAUUUGUUUCUAAUUGGAAUUUUAAGCAAAUACCUGAAGUUGUUUCAAUUAAAUGUAUUAAAUGUGAAAAAGAAGAAAAAGGAGAAGAAAAACAAAAAUUAAAUGAAAGGGUUUUAAGGGAUGAAUUUAGAGUAACAACAAAAUGUUCUGGUCGAGUAGAAUUUAAUAUCCAUCCAGUACCUGAAUUACACCUUCUUGACAUAACAAAUGAUGUACCUGCAGAUACAGCUGCUGAUUGUGCAAGAAAAUGUUUUGAAACUCCAAAUUGUUUAAUUGCCGGUUUUAUUCCAACCCCUGGACACGAAUCUUCUGGGGGUGUUUGUUUAUUAACUAAAAAUGUUGAAGGAAAAGAUAAUUGUACUCAAUCCAUUCGUUUAACAACCCAACAUGCUUCCACUGUCCCUUUUUUAAUUAAUUGUAUUAAAUGUACAGACUGUAACUACAGUCUAACAAUUGCUGAUUCAAAAAGGGUAAUUCUUGAUUCAACAAAUUCCAUUCCAACACAAACUAUUAAUGAAUGUGCCAUCAAAUGUGCAGAAAAUAAAUGUUCUUUGGCAAAAUUUGAUCCAAAUAAAUUGAUUGUUAGUUGCUCAUUUGCUGCAUCAGAUAAAUUACCUUUACCUCCAGUUGAAUUAGGAUGUCCAAUAGAAUCUGGUCUGCAAACUGAUGGAAUUUUUGAUGUUUUUCUAAAUUGUGUUAAAUGCAGCAACAUUUAA